Messenger RNA from Lycium ferocissimum, 2191 nucleotides. Its product is annotated as transcription factor MYB3R-3-like. The coding region runs from base 425 to 2080 and encodes 551 amino acids. Gene Ontology annotation, cellular component: nucleus. The transcript is spliced from 10 exons. NCBI's taxonomy places the organism in Eukaryota, Viridiplantae, Streptophyta, Magnoliopsida, Solanales, Solanaceae. Gene Ontology annotation, molecular function: DNA-binding transcription factor activity, RNA polymerase II-specific; RNA polymerase II cis-regulatory region sequence-specific DNA binding. Gene Ontology annotation, biological process: regulation of DNA-templated transcription. The record is from RefSeq and is a predicted model, not a curated record.
ACAAGUUCGAAGAGCAAAAUGCUUAACGGCUACCAAACGGCCCCGUCGGUGAUAUAUUCGUUAUGUACAAAACUUUAUAAUAGUUUUCUUAAUAUUAUUAUGAAGAUUUACUUUCCUGUAUCAUUCAACGGCCAACGUUAGCUCAAUUGUCUCUCUCCAGGAAAUUAAACUGAGAGAUUUAUUGGCUUUCUAAUGAGCUUAUAAUACAGGUUAGAGAAAUUUUGCUGCUCUGCUUAUUAAGGGAAAUUUUCAAAAAUAUACAGCCCAACAUAAAAUAUUACGCCCCGUAGCCAUAUUUUCAGUUUAUACAAUAUUAUACCUGGGGGGGAAGCAUUAUACAUAAUGUAUCAACCUUGUAUAAAAGGUGUUUAUACACAAAUAUGAGCUAAACCGGGUAACAAAUUCAAGAUACGGGCUAAAGCGUAUGGAUGAAUUGAAAAUAGAGGAUUGCUGUACUGAGAAUAAGCAAUCUACGGCUGCUUCAGCUUCUUCGGUUUCUGAAAAUAGUGGCAGUUUAACCGUAAAGUCAUCAGAAGUAUGCAGCCCGACACCUACAUCGCCAGCUCAUCGAAGAACCACUGGUCCAAUUAGACGAGCAAAGGGUGGUUGGACUCCUGAGGAGGAUGAUACUUUGAGAAGGGCUGUUGCAGCUUACAGGGGGAAGUGCUGGAAGAAAAUAGCUGAAUUCUUUCCGGAUAGAUCUGAAGUGCAAUGCCUGCAUCGAUGGCAAAAGGUUCUGAAUCCAGAACUUGUAAAAGGACCUUGGACUCCAGAGGAGGAUGAAAAGAUCAUUGAACUGGUGGCUAAGUAUGGGCCUACAAAAUGGUCUGUCAUAGCCAAAUCAUUGCCUGGUCGGAUAGGGAAGCAAUGUCGUGAGAGGUGGCACAAUCAUUUGAAUCCAAAUAUUAAAAAAGAUGCCUGGACAUUGGAGGAGGAACUAGCACUUGUAAAUGCUCAUCGGAUACAUGGGAACAAGUGGGCUGAAAUAGCUAAGGUCCUACAUGGAAGGACUGAUAAUGCUAUCAAGAACCAUUGGAAUAGCUCUUUGAAGAAGAAAUUAGACUUCUAUUUGGCUACUGGAAAUCUUCCGCCUGUUGGUGGAGAUGGCUUUCAAAAUGGUUGUAAGGACACCACCGGUACACUUUCAGCUGAAAAGGCUCUUGUUUGCUCACAUAAAGGAUCAGAUUCAACUGAGCUUGCUUCAUCGGGAACUAGCGAUGUAUGUAAAAUAGAAAAUGGUAAGAAUCAUCAAGAUGCCAAACUGCUGGUUGCAAAUAUCAAUGCUUCUAAUAGGGGUCCUCAAAAUGAGUCUGCUGAUUCCGAAGUUGUUAGAUGGGAGGCACAGUCACCAGUAAUAGAUUCUAUCCAUGUUAAACCAAUUACAGAAAUCAGUUUUGAGGGAUAUGGAACGAAUAGUGAAGUUGAUCAAUUUAAAGUCAUUGAAACUCCAUUUUCUUGUGAAAUACCUACAUGUGGUACAUUGUAUUAUGAACCCCCACAGCUAGGAAGUUGUAUUUCAAUGGAUUCAGAUCAUCUAAAUAAUCGAUGGGCUCAUUGUGAAUCUGAUUCAAGUCCAAGUUUGUCACCUAGUUGUUUCUUUACUCCACCCAGUAGUCUGAAGGGAAGUAGUUUGUCUGCACAAACCCCUGAAUCCAUACUGAAAACUGCUGCUAGAAGCUUCCCAAAUACGCCUUCCAUAUUCAGGAAGAGGAAGUUGAGCUCCACGCCAGGUAAUGAAAUUGGGAAUGCAGAUGGAGAUAUGAGUAAGGAUGAAGUGCGUGAUGCUUGUGAGGAGAAACAAACCGACAGUUUAGAAAAAUAUGGCACGAGUAGGGGAAGUUCUUCGAGAAAUCCUGUUUACAAUGGCAUUGGGCCAUGCAAUACCAAAGCUUUUAAUGCCUCUCCUCCAUAUCGAGUAAGGUCUAAACGAAAAUCCAUCUUCAAGUCUGUGGAGAAGCAGCUUAAGUUUGCAUUCGACAAUGAACAGCACAAUACUAGUACCGGAAUAAAUGAGUCAACUGUCAAAGAGAUAUCUCAUGUAGCAGAUUGUUUACGUGCAACAAAAAUGGGUGUCACCUAGAACCCUAUGGAUUGCUGCUGGAAUCAGUGUUUUAACCCUGGCCAUGCAGGUGGUUUUUUUUGUAAAACCUCAUCAAUUUCCAGAACUGACAUUGCAUAUAUUCAUUUGUUU